Messenger RNA from Paramecium sonneborni, 448 nucleotides. The record is from the annotation of a GenBank genome assembly. NCBI's taxonomy places the organism in Eukaryota, Ciliophora, Oligohymenophorea, Peniculida, Parameciidae.
AUGUAAUUGGAUUUGAUUCAAUUAAGUGAAAAAUGAAAAUCAGAUUUGAAUAUUAAGUAAAAAGGCAAAACUAAUAAAUUAUAUAAAAACCAAUAAGGAUAUAUUCACAUUAUUAUUAUUAGAGCAAAAAGUAAGGAAGCACUGUUGGUAAAAUUUGAUGAUGAUAUCGUAAAAGUACGACUAAUUUUGAGUUUUUAUGUUAAUGUCUAAAAGAAAAUAGGUCCCAUUUGGCACAGAAUAUUUUAUAUUUCAAAUUUCAAUAAACAAAGUUUUAGACAUAGAAUCAACUUUAAUAGGACAGUGAUAUUAAUUAUAAAACUACUAUAUCAAGAUAAUUAGGAAAAUCUUAAUUAAUUAUCUUGUGAGAAAACAACAGUGGAAGAUAAAUUUAUUUCUACAAAAUAAUAAAACUCAAACAAUAAUAAAAAUGGAUAUAGAUGAUUAUAGA